AUGGGAGGAAUUGGCAAGACCACCCUUGCUCAGCUUGUAUACAAGGACGAGAGGGUUAAGAAGCAUUUUGACCUUAAGGCAUGGAUAUGCGUUUCGGAUGAGUUUGACGUGUUCAGGGUAACAAAAACAGUUCUAGAGGCAGUGACUUCGUCAACUUGUGAUAUGAAAGGUCUAAACCUGCUUCAAGUUACACUACAAGAGAAAUUGAUGGGGAAGAAAUUCCUACUUGUUUUAGAUGAUGUAUGGAACGAGAAUUAUGCUGAUUGGGAGGUCUUAUGUAGUCCAUUUAAAUUUGGAGCACAAGGAAGUAUGGUCAUUGUAACAACACGCAAUGAAGGCGUUGCAUCAAUCAUGCGCACAACUCCAACUGAUCAUUAUCUAAAGACGUUACUGGAAGAAGAUUGUUGGUCACUAUUUGCAAAACAUGCAUUCUACGAUUAUAACUCUAAUGCAUGUCCAAAGCUAGAAGUAAUAGGUAGACAAAUUGUAAAAAAGUGUAAAGGUCUACCUCUAGCGGCUAAGACGAUUGGGGGCCUCUUACGAUUUAAACUGAAUGUUAAUGAGUGGGAGAAGAUAUUGAAGAGCGAAUUAUGGGAUUCGCCAAUAAACAAGACAAACAUUCUUCCAGCUUUAAGAUUAAGUUAUAAUUAUCUUCCCUCACAUUUAAAGCAAUGUUUUGCUUAUUGUUCAAUGUUUCCUAAGGAUUAUGCUUUAAAAAAAGAUCAAGUGGUCUUACUAUGGAUGGCAUAAGGUUUCCUAGAAGAAACCAAAAAUAAACCGAUGGAAGAAAUUGGUAAUGAAUACUUCCUUGAUCUAGCAUCAAAAUCGUUGUUCGAGCAAUCAAGUGAUGAUAAAUCAGGUUUUGUAAUGCAUAAUCUUGUCAACGACUUGGCAACUUUUGUAUCUGGACAAUUUACCUUUAGAUUGGGGGUUGACUAUUCUCAAAAAAUUGUGGACCAGACUCGCCAUUUUUCGUAUGUCAGAAGAAGCAGAUAUGAUAACUUUAAGAAGUUUGAGUCUCUUUGCGAGACUAGUCGAUUGCACACAUUCCUACCAUUGAAGUUGUCACCAGGCUACAAUUUCUUCUUGUUAACUAAAAGAGCACCACUUGAUCAUUUAUUGCCAAAGCUAAGAUACUUGCGUGUGCUCUCUCUAUCUCACUAUCUAAAUAUGAUUGAGUUGCCCGAAUCAAUUGGCAAAAUUAAGCAUCUACGUUAUUUGAACCA
Molecule: messenger RNA, 1226 nt
Organism: Alnus glutinosa
Lineage: Eukaryota; Viridiplantae; Streptophyta; Magnoliopsida; Fagales; Betulaceae
Product: putative disease resistance RPP13-like protein 1
Exons: 1
Coding region: 1-750 (249 amino acids)
Biological process (GO): defense response to other organism
Molecular function (GO): ADP binding
Source: RefSeq, a predicted model, not a curated record